CUUCACUGAAGACUUCAGCAGGGGGAGGUCCAGGAGGGCAGCAGAGCCAGCUAGCACGCAGACGCUACUGGGGGCGUUUUCUUUUAUUGUAGUAGAACUUCUCGUGGCCUUCUUGCUCCUCACGUCCUCUCUUUCGCCCGGUGCUUAGGGAGCACGAUGAGCACGCUGCACUUACCGCAGCUGAACUGCUGCCAGCAGCGACUCGGACAAGGUAUAGCUUGCUCUACAUCCCCCCUGCAUCCAUCAAAAGCUGACCUGAAAUAUCUGUGGUGUGAGAAAGGUCGUAACUUUGUUGAGCGGCCUGGGGGGUCCAGAUCAAUCCUUUCACGCCACCACUUGCGGUUCCGCCUUCCCCAAUGCACAUUGAGAAAAGGGUUGCUACCUAGAAAUGGUUGGAAACACUUUAGUAUUGCAGCUCUGCACAGCCAUAGGACUUUGAAAAGUGUUACUUAUUGCAGCCAGCUCUUUGGCACUCCCUUGACCUCCGGUGGGCACAAUCGCAGUCCCGCAUACACAUUUCCGGGCCGUAUGAACGCCAGUUUCUCCAGAAUACUAAAUAGAAAGGCCCUUGUCUUCACCCCACUGGCAAAGUCAACCGUAGAAGACGCAGUCACUUUGGAGAAAGCUCCAAGCGCAGCGUCUUUGAAGCAAGCCCCCAUCCCGACCUUCGAAGACUUUGUAGCUGCGGGCACUGAAAAGGGCGUGGAAAUAUCCCUAAACACUCUCGGGCCAGUCUUUUGGAUUGAGGCGAAAGCGGCAGUCGAUGGAAUUGGCGGUCCUGCAGGGAAGUUGCUGGGAAGUGUAAACGGCUUUGUGCUGCCAUGGCCAGGGGGGAACCUUCUGCACCUGGAUACGAUGCGGGUGGCCAGGGAGGUCCGCCAGUUACUCGAGCUUUCGCUGAUCUUGGGAGGUGCGAUGCUGCGGCAUGGGUACGACCGAGGCUGUAAAAAAGCGGAGCUACUAGCCAUCAAUGACACGGACGUUUUCCAUCGAAAGUUGGUCAACUACUACCGCCGCAUAGGCUUCACGAAGGUGCAUGAGGUCACCGGCGGAUUGAGCGACAUUCCGCACAUGCUCGUCUGGGGGGGCCUCGGCACGAGAAUGGACGCCGACAUAGAAACGAUCCUCAGAAAGUGGUCGAAACGAUUUGCUAGAGGGUCCAGCGGAACGAUAGGGGACGAGACUGACGACCGGACAAUGGAGCGGACACAGUAAAGAAACCCGGGUAACAGCAUGUUAUGCAAUUUAUCUAACGUUGGAGCCGUAGGAAGCUG
This is a messenger RNA of Klebsormidium nitens, 1274 nucleotides long. NCBI's taxonomy places the organism in Eukaryota, Viridiplantae, Streptophyta, Klebsormidiophyceae, Klebsormidiales, Klebsormidiaceae. The record is from the annotation of a GenBank genome assembly.